Lachancea thermotolerans CBS 6340 is the source of this 2316-nucleotide messenger RNA. It is a transcript of the gene PRP43, whose product is annotated as DEAH-box ATP-dependent RNA helicase PRP43. NCBI's taxonomy places the organism in Eukaryota, Fungi, Ascomycota, Saccharomycetes, Saccharomycetales, Saccharomycetaceae. The coding region runs from base 1 to 2316 and encodes 771 amino acids. Gene Ontology annotation, molecular function: ATP binding; RNA helicase activity; RNA binding. Gene Ontology annotation, cellular component: intracellular anatomical structure; spliceosomal complex. The record is from RefSeq and is a predicted model, not a curated record. The transcript has a single exon.
AUGACAUCCAAGAGACGGCAUUCGAGCCAUAGUGAGCACAAGUCAGCUGUAGAAAGCUCUAUUCCCGAACAUGCUGCGGAGGUAGCGGAGGAACUCAGCAAAAAGCAGCGUGUGCCUUCUAAAGAGCCUCUCACGCACCAUGAUGCAGGCGAAUUCCACGACUUGGUUCGCCAUAAAACUACCGCCGCGCAGGCUGAAGUUCUUGAGAGCGGGGCAAAAAACCCAUUCACUGGCCAAGUUUUCAGCCCUCGCUACUUUGACAUCCUGAAGGUUAGGAGAGAUCUACCGGUGCAUGCUCAGAGAGAAGAGUUCCUCAAAAUAUAUCAGAAAAACCAGGUAAUGGUCUUUGUUGGUGAAACUGGUUCCGGUAAGACAACGCAGAUUCCACAGUUUGUGCUAUUUGAUGAAAUGCCUCAUUUGUUGAACACACAGGUGGCGUGUACCCAGCCCCGUCGUGUGGCUGCAAUGUCCGUUGCACAAAGAGUUGCGGAGGAAAUGGAUGUGAAGCUAGGUGAAGAGGUUGGUUACUCCAUUCGUUUCGAAAACAAGACAUCCGACAAGACUAUUCUCAAAUACAUGACUGAUGGUAUGUUGCUAAGGGAAGCUAUGGAAGAUCAUGACAUGAAACGGUACUCCUGCAUCAUCCUGGAUGAAGCGCACGAAAGGACACUGGCCACUGACAUUUUGAUGGGUCUUCUUAAGCAAGUGGUGGUCCGUAGACCGGACCUGAAGAUUAUCAUCAUGUCUGCCACCCUGGAUGCAGAGAAGUUUCAAAAGUACUUCCUAGAUGCGCCACUGCUGGCCGUACCAGGUAGAACCUUCCCAGUUGAACUAUAUUAUACACCCGAGUUUCAAAGAGAUUAUUUGGAUUCAGCAAUUCGCACCGUCCUACAAAUCCACGCCACUGAGGAGCCCGGUGAUAUUUUGUUGUUUUUAACCGGUGAAGAUGAGAUUGAGGAUGCGGUAAGGAAGAUAUCCCUUGAAGGCGAUCAGCUGAUUCGAGAGCAGAACUGUGGUCCUUUGAGUGUCUAUCCCCUUUACGGUUCCUUGCCACCCCACCAACAGCAGCGCAUUUUCGAGCCGGCUCCUGAGCCCUUCAAUGGAAGACCAGGUAGAAAGGUAGUGGUCUCUACCAACAUUGCUGAAACUUCUUUAACUAUUGACGGUAUUGUUUACGUGGUUGAUCCUGGUUUCUCUAAGCAAAAGGUGUACAACCCAAGAAUUAGAGUUGAGUCUCUGUUAGUUUCUCCAAUUUCUAAAGCCUCUGCUCAACAGAGAGCAGGUCGUGCAGGUCGUACUAGACCUGGUAAGUGUUACAGACUGUACACCGAAGAAGCGUUUAAGAAGGAAUUAAUCGAGCAAAGCUAUCCGGAAAUUCUACGUUCUAACUUGUCCUCCACCGUUCUUGAGCUAAAGAAGCUUGGCGUCGAUGACUUGGUACAUUUCGACUUUAUGGACCCUCCCGCGCCUGAAACGAUGAUGAGAGCACUGGAGGAAUUGAACUACCUUGCUUGUCUUGAUGACGACGGUAACUUGACCCCACUGGGAAGAUUGGCCUCUCAGUUCCCGCUGGACCCAAUGCUUGCUGUCAUGCUGAUUGGGUCCCCCGAAUUCCACUGCGCACAGGAAAUAUUGAGUAUUGUGGCUAUGCUCUCGGUUCCCAGCGUAUUCAUCCGUCCCGUCAAGGACAAGAAGAGGGCUGAUGACGCAAAGGCUAUUUUCGCUCAUCCAGAUGGGGACCACAUAACGCUCUUAAACGUUUACCACGCGUUCAAGUCUGAUGAAGCGUACGAGUACGGCAUCAACAAGUGGUGCCGCGACAACUUUUUAAACUACAGAGCAUUAUCUGCAGCCGAUAACAUUCGCUCACAGUUGGAGAGGCUGAUGGUGCGUUACAACCUGGUACUGAAUUCUACAGAAUAUGAAGAUCCUCGCUAUUUUGACAACAUUCGCAAGGCCUUGGCAGCCGGUUUCUUCAUGCAGGUUGCAAAGAAGAGAUCAGGUGGUAAAGGCUACAUCACGGUUAAAGACGAUCAAGACGUGCUGAUCCACCCUAGCACCGUUCUGGGACACGACGCGGAAUGGGUUAUAUAUAACGAAUUUGUCCUGACUUCCAAGAACUACAUCCGUACAGUCACAUCAGUCAGGCCCGAAUGGUUGAUUGACUUAGCGCCUGCGUACUACGACUUAGACAAUUUCAGGAAGGGUGACGUCAAACUCUCACUUGAACGCGUGAAACAAAAAGUUGACCGCAUCAACGAGUUGAAUGAAGAAAAGUCAAAGAAGAAGAAGAAGAGCAAGAAGGAUAAGAGUUAG